UCAAUAUAAGUGAGUUAAAAAGGUAUAAGCUGGGUUACACUAAUUUUUAUACCAUAUUUGAUACAAGGUAUAAAUUUAUCCAAUCGACCCCGAGUAGACAAUAGGUGACUGGUCCGAUUUGGCGGAUGUACCCGAAUCCCCAUACGGAUAUUCUCAUUUUGGCCCCUUCUGAAAUAGCAAUAUUAAUUCUGUGAUCCUCGAGUUUCUCGGAAUACCAAAACUGAACAAAUUUUCUCAGAUCCUUCAUCUUCUUACUCCCCAACUCAACUGUCUCACGUUACCUCUCACUCUCUGUUUCAGGAAGCACAGAAGGAAUUCUCUUGCCAAUCAUGGACUAUGCCGGUAUAUGAGGGAGCAAAACAAAAGCCACUAAUGUUGACAUCGCUUUUGCUAGCUGAAAGCCUCGAGUUUAUCGAGGUUAAUGUUUUUGAAAUUGAGAUGGGUAGUCCACAAAUAUGUACAAGAUCCAAAUACCUGAUAACCUAGUGCAGGAAACGGAGACGGAAUUCGAUUGCUCUUGCCAGCAGAUACCAGCAAUUGUGGAUGAUACUGUGAUUCGAGAGAGCAAAUAAGAUCCACUAACAGACAUUAUUUUGCCUGCUGAAAGCAGUGAGUUUAACGAGGUUAAUUUUGCAAUUGAGACGAGGAGUCAACAUAUAUAUUCUAGACCAAGAGUGCUAAUAACCUAUUGCAGAAAGCAGAAAAGAAAUUCUAUAUGCUCCUGCAAACAUUACACAAGCAAUUUUGGAGGAUAUUGUGAUUCAGGAGAGAAAAACAAAGUCCACUAACAUAGACAUCACUUUGCUUGCUGAAAGCACUGAGUUCAUUGGGUUAAUGAUUUUGCAAUUGAGACAAGGAGUCCAAGAUGUAUCCAAGACCAAGAGUGCUAAUAACAUAUUGCAGGAAGAGGAGAAGGAAUUCUAUUGCUCUUGCAAGCAGUAUACCAGCAAUUGAGGAAGACGAUGUGAUUCGAGAGAGCAAAACAAAAUCUAUGAACAUAGACAUCACUUUGCCUGCUGAAAGCACUGAGUGUAUGCAGUUUAAUGAUUUUGCAAUUGAGACGAGGAGUCGACAGAUGUAUCCAAGGCCAAGAGUGCUAAUAACAUAUUGCAGGAAGAGGAGAAGGAAUUCUGUUGCUCUUGCAAGUAGUAAACCGGCAAUCGUGGAGGAUGCCGUGAUUCAAGAGAGCAAAACAAAAUCCGCUAACAUGGACGUCACUUUGCCUGCUGAAAGCAGUGAGUUUAAUGAGGUUAAUGAUGUUGCCAUUGUUACAAGGAGUCAACAGGUACAUCCAAGACCGAGGGUACUAAUAACCUAUUGCAGAAAGAGGAGAAAGAAUUCCAGCAUUCUUGGAAACAGUUUACCAGCAUUCGUGGAGAAUGUUGGCUACUUUGUUGUGAUUGAAGAGAGCAAAACACAAGUCUCUAACUCAGGCCCAUUGUCUUUAUCAUGCUGCUCUGAAAUCUUGCAUGAAGAAGUCAUAACCAGAGAUGGUACCACGAUGAUGGGAGUGCAGCAGAUUUUCGUGAAUACAGCCGGUGAAAGUUCAUCUGCUGAGCAUCAGAAUGAAAAGAAAAUACUUGCAAUGGAUAAUUCAACAGAAAACAGUAAUAGUUCUGUAUGCGAUACCAUCAAGAAUGUGGCAACUCAUGCGGAAUUCGCUAAAGAUGGUCAUGCAAGGGCUUGCACUUUUGGGUCUACAACCAAUGAACAUUUGGAUGGGGAAAGACAAUCUAUAGCUGAAAGUUAUUCUUCUCCCUCAAGAAUGUGUACUUUCAUAGAUGAGAAGACUGAAAUCACAAAUGUCGAGACCGUCCCUCCAUUGAGUAGAGCACUUAAUGGACGUUCAAAUAAAAAGCUUCUAGUACUUGAUCUGAAUGGACUCCUUGCUGAUAUUGUUCCGCUUCAACAUGUGCUGUAUGGUUUCAAAGUGGACACCAUUGUUUCUGGGAAAGCAGUUUUCAAAAGGCCUUUCCAUGACGAUUUUCUGCAGUUUUGCUUCGAGAAAUUUAAUGUAGGUGUUUGGUCAUCGAGAAUCAGGAAGAAUGUGGAUUUGGUUCUUGAUUUUCUAUUGGGGAAUGCCAAGGAAAAAUUGCUCUUCUGCUGGGAUCAAUCCCACUGCACUGAUACUGGUUUCCCUGUUGUUGGUAAGAAGAGAAACAAGCCUAUUAUUUUGAAGAAGCUUACAAAAUUAUGGGAGAAGUUUGAACCAGAUCUUCCAUGGGAGAGGGGUGAAUAUGAUGAGUCAAACACCCUUUUGUUGGACGAUUCUCCUCACAAGGCCUUGUGUAAUCCACCAAACACAGCAGUAUUUCCAAAUACAUACAUCUACACAGAUAAGAAAGAUGACUCAUUAGGGCCAGAGGGUGAUCUGCGCGUUUAUCUUGAAGGACUGUCCAUGGCCAAUAAUGUUCAGGAGUAUGUAGAGAGUAAUCCAUUUGGUCAACGACCAAUCACUCAAAAGAAUGUAUCUUGGCGUUACUAUUGCAAGGUUAUUGAAGCCGCUACAUGCAAUUCAGAGCAUAGUGCUAACAGAUUCUCAGCUUACCAAUACUGAUGCAACACUUAUUUUGCAAACUAUUUUUUGUCUUACUAAUAGUUGUCCCAAUCUUUUGGAUAGCUGUAGCUGGGAUGCCAGUUUGGUUGGGAUUUGAUAUUUUUGCUUUUGGCUGCAAGCAUUACACCCAGGGGGCACAUCAACUGAAAAGCUUUUUUGGUACGGUUAGUGGAUAUAAUAGUAGCUUCAUCCCUGACCCAAAACUGUAAACCCAGCUAAAUAUAUUCUACUAGCAAGUAGUAACCAAGGCAAGUUAAUGUUGUAUUACUGUCUAAGAACGAAGAAUUAUGGUUAGUCUCGGGGCUCACAAGUGCACAAUUGUUUUGUUGUAUUUUUUGGACAGAGUUACUUCAUUGCCUCUUUUUCCCAGAUGAAUGAAUAUUACAUUUCUUUUGAGUGCC
Molecule: messenger RNA, 2958 nt
Organism: Lycium barbarum (goji berry)
Lineage: Eukaryota; Viridiplantae; Streptophyta; Magnoliopsida; Solanales; Solanaceae
Exons: 7
Coding region: 866-2557 (563 amino acids)
Molecular function (GO): phosphoprotein phosphatase activity
Source: RefSeq, a predicted model, not a curated record